This is a messenger RNA of Ictalurus punctatus (channel catfish), 4082 nucleotides long. RefSeq names its product death-domain associated protein (gene daxx). The record is from RefSeq and is a predicted model, not a curated record. The transcript is spliced from 12 exons. NCBI's taxonomy places the organism in Eukaryota, Metazoa, Chordata, Actinopteri, Siluriformes, Ictaluridae. Gene Ontology annotation, molecular function: histone binding. The coding region runs from base 1501 to 3642 and encodes 713 amino acids.
CAGGCUAACCGAGGAGCAAGUUGUACCAAAAAUACAGCGCUAGCUACCGAAAUACUUUUAAAUCAAAUCAAAUCAAAUUAAACUCAACAUUUCCCGAACCUAACCUAGCUAACAGCAGUUAUUAAAACGUAGAAGUUCAUUUAGCGCCUGCAGCUUUCAAAGGCAGCACUCUUGGUUAGAUAUCUACAGUAGAUAUAAAAAAAAAAAAAUAGACACUCUUGUUAUGAUUACAAAAUAAAAAAACAAAACGCCAUAUAAAUCGUGUCGGAUCUUUUCCCAGCUUUAAUGUGAAAUCGCAGCCAACACAAUUCAAAUGGGAAAAAAACAACUAUUAGGAAUGUUUUAUGUUGGGAUGGAAAAGAAAAGUGAAAGGUACAGUAACUUGUACACACCCUGUUAUAAUGGGUCACGUGGCCAUGCUCGGAGUGAAACAAUGACAUGUCUCAUGUCAUCAGGGAAGUGAUUCAGAUUAACCCUAAAUAAAUCUUCAGAUCACAGUUUCUCGGUUUCAUCCGACUGCUGAAGAGCUGACAAAGCAUAGGAACAGGACUGUCCCUCAAAAACCGAUGAAAGGACAAGACAAACACUUACCAGGGAGGCUGCCAAGAGCUCCUCACAGCAAUGUUAAAAGAGCUGAAGGAACAUCUGACAAGUACUGAUUUCUCUCUGCAUGUGAUACCACUCUCGCAUUCUUCACACGACUGAGCUAUGGGGUAGGGAGGCUAGACGGAAGCACACUCCCAUGAAGAAAAAACAAACAAAACAAAAAAACAUCCAAGCUCAACUCAAUCACCCCAAACCAUGUGGCAAAAUGUGUUAUGGGCUGAUGAGAGCAAAGUAGAACUUUUUGUGCAUAAUUCUAAAAGAUAUGUUAGGAACCAAAACAAGACAGCAAGGGCUCUAGUCAAGAUGUAGCUCCGUAUACUGAAUCAAUUUUGGCACAAAACCUGCAGCCGAAUAUGAAGAAAGACGUAACCUUCCAGCACGAUAACAACCCGGAGCACAAAUCCAAGUUAACAAAGGAAAGGCUUCAGAAGAUGAUGAUCAGCGUUUUUGAGUGGCCCAGUCAGAACCCAGAUCUAAAUCUUAUUAGAAACCUGCGGAACGACUCAAAGAAGAUCCACUUGCUAUCCGAUAGAUCCGGAGCAUUUUUUGUAAGGAAGACCGGAAUAAAGCGGUCAGUUUAAAGGUGGAAAAAAAGAUCAGACAGGAUUUAUCUUGGGUUCAUUAUUAACUUCCCAGAAACCCCUGCAGUUUUAACAGAGCGGUGUAAAGUUUUUGUCUCCACUGUGUAAGGCUGAAGGUAACUAACACUAUAGCGAUUAAGGCAGAUAACCAUAACUUGUUUGUAUUCUUGGAUGCGCAGGUAGGAAACGGCGGUGAAAUAAAUACAGCAGCUGUUUGUUCAUCCUAAUGUCCCUUUAACUCCUCCAGAUGCCGCUGCAUGUCUGAACACCACCAGCUGCCUUCCUCAAGCACUUUCCUCAGCUCCUGUCACUGAUGGCAGAUGUUACAAAGGUGAUGGAUAUUGUAAUCCUCGAUGAUGAUGCUGAAGAGCCUUUGUCAUCUUCAUCGCUUCUGCAGACAUCCUGUGUGUCCAGUACGUCUCCCGUCCUACAGCCACCAGCAACACACAUCCUGGGGUCUCCUUUUGCUUCGGCUAGGAAGGAGAGCCAUGUCCUCAAACUGGAGAAUGAGAAGCUCUUUGGCGAGUUCGUGGAUCACUGCGUAGAACACACUCAAAAGCACCCGGAGGUGGUGAACUUCCUGAAGAUGAAAUAUUCCAAGGCCUUGCCCGACUUCCUGAUGUCCGUGGAGUUCCGGAACGCCGUGGGUCGCUGCCUGACACGAGCUCAGGCGCAAACUACCAAAACGUUUGUUUACAUAAACGAACUCUGUACCCUGCUGAAACAGCACUCGACCAAAAGGAGGGCCGUGAUCCAGCCUUCCACUGCCAAAAAGCAGCAGCAAACCGAGAGCUGGGAUGAGGCGAAGGGGAAUACGGACGUAAAAGAGGAAUCUGCCUCGAGGCAGCCAGAAGUUGGGGAGGAAGAGGAGGAAAGGAAAACUAAACGAGCUUCCAAGAGACAGAUAGCAUACCUGGAGAACCUGCUGAAGGUUUAUAGUGAUGAGAUCAAACGGCUGCAGGAGAGAGAUUUGAGUUUGGAGGAUCUGGAGAAGGAGGACUCGAGCUACAUCCAGGAGCAUAAACUCAAACGCAAAAUGAUGAAGAUCUAUGAUAAACUGUGUGAGCUAAAGAACUGUAGCACACUCACUGGCAGAGUCAUGGAGCAGAGGAUUCAUUACAGAGGCACCCGUUACCCAGAGAUCAACAAGAAGAUUGAGCGAUUUAUAAACCGACCCGAGAUCCGUCAGAACCCUCCGGAUUACACGGACAUCCUGCAAGUGGUGAAGCGCGCCAACGAGCGUAACCAGCUGAUGCUGAGCCGUAAGCAGGAGGCGCAGAUUGCGCAGGAGGCCUUCCGCGAGACGGGCAAUAGGCUGCAGGAGAGGCGCCACCUCGACAUGGUCUACAACUUCGGCUCUCACCUCACGGACUUGUACAAACCCGGUUCAGAUCCUGCCCUUGUUGACUCACUGUUAUCCCAGAAGCUACGCUCUAACCGAGAGCGGGCUCUCAGCUCCCUAGAGGAGGUCAUCAACAAAUUCGCCAACAAACAGGAUGACACAGAGGAAGAGGAAAGGAGAAAGCGUCUGGAGAAAGAAAAACCGAAAAAAGAGAAUGGCCAAGAGGAAUCCAUAAAAGCAGAGAACAGUGACAAGAGCGGAGAUGAAAAUGAGGAGGUGGAGGAGGAGGACGAGGAGGAGGAGGAGGAGGAAGACGACGAUGUUUCUUCAGAUCCGGAUAUUGAGGAGGAGAUCCAGGCCAGUGCAGCCCAAGUCAGACCAGAUGAGGAAGAUAAUGAGGAGGACCAUCUGAGCGUCAGUGACAACGUCGUACAACAGCCCAGCAGCCACGACGAUGGGUCUUGUCCAUCAGUUAAAUCGCCUGGCAAUGCAGGUGAAAGUGGUGACAAAGUUCCACAGGAUGACAGCAGGACAUGUGGCAGCGUUACCACCGAAAAACAACUGGAAGACAAGCGUUCCACCGACAGUCCCUCCUCUUCUAACAGUCGCAGCCAGUCAGAUGUCACGAACCCUCAGCCUGGGGAGGAGGCGCUGCUCGUUUCUCACAACAGUCCCUCAGCUGACUCUAACGGCAUCAGUGAAGCCACAGAGAUUCCAUCCACCCCUGAGAACUGUGUCUCCACCCCACUGACGAUAUCCGCAAGUCAUCCCGAGCCGUGUAACCACAAGAAGAGGAAACGGGAAGCAAAGAAGAAUCACACGGUUGUCCAAAAUGGCAACAUCAGACGGAGCGAUGCGAGCGACAGCGAUGUCUCUCCGGACGUAAAUGUGGCCUGUAGCCCUGUGCAAGUGGACUCCACACGGGCGGACACGCCCACUCAGGAUAUGGUCAGCAGCUCUCGCUACACACCACCCCCUAAAAAGCAAAAGGUCAAAAUUGUUAAUGAUUUGCUGGAAGGGGGCGGGGCAUCCAGUCAAUGUCAGUUCAUAUCGGUGAACGUUGCAACCCAGUGUGACCCAGAUGAGGUGAUUGUUCUCUCUGAUUCGGACUGAGGUGGAACUGGAUACUGAGCCUUGUUUUCAUAAACGUCCUUGCUCCAAAUCUGCUGGUGCUUGUCCAUGUAAAAUCCUGAAAGUCGCGUGCCGUCUUUUUUUUUUCUUUUUUUAAAACGAGAAACAAAGCUGACUAGAGAAGCUCUUUUGCAUUGAAUUGAAUCAUCUCUACCACGCAGUUACCUUUUUAAACUCAAAACAGCUAGCUGCAAUGCCCAUUUGGCUCAGCAGCACAAUUUCAGGGUAUGUCAAUGGGGUAUUUUUUUAGGAAAAUAUAAAACAAUUUCAUUGUAAUGAUCUAUUUAAAUAUUCUUUUUUUGUUUUGUUGAAAGCAGAUAAAAAGGUCUAUCUCUGUGUAAUUAGAUUUAAUUAAACAGGGAAGGCCUAUUUAUUUUUCUGUUGAGUUCCCUUACAAACUCAAUAAAAAAAAAAAAAGCUUA